Molecule: messenger RNA, 1839 nt
Organism: Stereum hirsutum FP-91666 SS1
Lineage: Eukaryota; Fungi; Basidiomycota; Agaricomycetes; Russulales; Stereaceae
Product: aryl-alcohol dehydrogenase
Exons: 7
Coding region: 577-1737 (386 amino acids)
Source: RefSeq, a predicted model, not a curated record
CUUGCGUCCUCACUCUGUAUGAAUGUACUGCUGGUAAAGGAGCUCUGAUGCAAUCCACGUCGACCACUGUAUAUACUUGCAUCUGGGCUUUAUAAUCGGACUCCGCUCGGACUCCCCAAGAAAUUUUGUUGCAACCUCGACCUGGAGUGCAUAUUGUCGCUGUCAAGACUGUACCCAGCCUGAUGGUUCAGUGAACUCACUUCUGUCUGUCUUCUCCCACAGACGAUCAUGACAAUCGCCGCACUAUCCACCGCUACCAGUGGAUCGCUCGGCGCAGCUCCAUGGACUGGUCGCGGAGGUCAGAGUGGGUCCUGCGAACCUCCGUCCGUUGCAGGCCACAUGUUGCAGUGCGUACGACCUUCGACAUGCUCAGCUAUGACACCGGCCUCAUUGGAUCCCCCCGACGAACGCGUUUCAUGAAGUGGAUCGAAGGCAUUUCGUGAAGUGGAUAUAAUUUCUAACUGGGGUUCAGCUUUGAUCUUAUAAACAACCAGCGGUCUGUCCAUCUCACUCAUAGUUCAUCUCACUCAUAACCUCUCUUCCCCUCAUCGUAUUCAGGAGGAACCAAAACGAGGGAUGAAACCAACAGUGUCUUUCUUCCCUACACUUCCAAGUCCUGUGCCGGCUGUUGGCCGGUAUCGUCAACUCGCUCCACGUGCGGCCAUCCAUGUCUCCCCUCUUUGCCUUGGCGGGAUGUCUAUCGGUGAUAAGUGGGCUGCUGUAGGGUUCGGCGCCAUGGACAAGGAAUCUUCGUUCAAACUUCUGGACGCGUACUUCGAGGCAGGCGGAAACUUCAUCGAUACAGCGAGCAACUAUCAAGAUGGGUCCUCGGAGGCGUUUAUCGGCGAAUGGAUGCAGGAGAGAGGAAUACGCGAUCAGAUCGUCCUCGCCACCAAGUAUACCAACUCGACAAAGCGUGCUGAUCCUACCAUCAAGACCCAAGCCAACUAUGUCGGCAAUAAUCUGAAGAAUCUCCGCAUCAGCGUCGCCAACAGUCUCAAACUCCUUAACACGGACUAUAUCGAUAUUCUCUACGUCCACUACUGGGAUCUUCACUCAUCUGUGGAGGAAAUCAUGGACGGGCUCCACCAACUAGUUCUCGCAGGGAAAGUUCUCUAUCUCGGUAUCUCGGAUGCGCCGGCCUGGUUCGUGGUUAAGGCAAACGACUACGCCAAGUACACUGGAAAAACGCCCUUCGUAGUCUACCAGGCCGCUUAUUCCGUCGUCGAACGUGACAUCGAACGGGAGAUACUUCCCAUGUGUCGUCAUGAAGGUAUCGCACUCACUCUCUGGAAUGUGCUCGCCGGUGGUCACAUCCGCACCGAUGCUGACGAAGAGGCCCGUAGUAUCUCCGGCGAGAAAGGACGGAGCUUGUUGGGAGAUUGGCAGCGGAACGAAUCGGAGAAGAAGAUGUGCGCUGCUCUCGAGAAGGUCGCAGAGCAGGUAGGGGCGAAGCAUAUCACCGCUGUUGCUAUUGCGUACACUAUGCACAAAGCGCCCUUCGUCUUCCCGAUCAUCGGAGGCCGGAAGGUCGAGCACCUACAAGCUAAUAGUGAAGCGUUGAGCAUCAGCCUCAGUCCCGAACAGGUCAAGUUCAUCGAUGAUGUGUUGCCUUUUGAUGUUGGCUUCCCUGCAAAACUCAUAGGGCAGUACGGGACGUAUCCAUGGUUGCUCACUGCGUUCGCACACUUUGAUAUUCAGCCUCUGCAGGCGUCUAUUCCGCAUGGGCAGCAGUAGGGUAUAAAUAUCACGAUGUGCUCGUAUUUUGCCAUUGUUUAUAGCACUCUCUCCAGAUUUCGAUAUACCGAAAUGUCUAUCUUCCGAAGGUGUGAAUGUGCC